AUGACCCAACCCAAAACAAUCCUCAUAACCGGCGCCGCCGGGGGCAUUGGCCUCGCCACAUCCCGGCAUUUCAACACCCUCCACCCCUCCAGUACCAUAAUCCUCACUGAUCUGCCCACUCACCAAGAGGCCACUGAGUCCUUGAUUCAGAGUACAUUCCCGCACCCGGAAAAGGCAGUCUUUCUCCCCGCUAACAUCCUGGACUGGAGCCGAAUGACACAUCUAUUCAGAACGAUUGCACAGAAAUACGGCGGCGUGGAUGUGGUGGUUGCGAAUGCGGGGAUGAUGGAGUCUACGCCUGUUCUAGAUUUGGAUGAUGUUGAUGAGGAGACGGGGGAGUUGAGGGAGAGUUUGGAGGCAAGGAGGGUGGUGGAUGUUAAUCUGAUGGGGACUUUGAAUACCCUGCGAUUGGCGAUGUAUCACAUGAAAGAGAAGGAGAAGAAGAACGGAUCAAUUGUGCUGUUGGCUUCUACGUCGGGUUAUUUUGGAGGCACGGGUGUCACAGCUUAUGUGGCUUCCAAGCAUGGUGUUGUGGGAUUGCUUCGGGCGUCGCAAGUGACGGCGCAGAAGUAUGGCAUCCGUGUUAAUGCCGUUGCACCAUUCAUGACCCCAACUAGAAUGACGGCUGGUUUGUCUCAAAGCUGGCAGGAUGCUGGGCUCGAGGCGAACACUCCUGAACGGGUGGCGGAGGUUAUUGAGCAGGUCGGGAUGGAUACGGCCCGGAGGGGCUCUUGUAUGCUGGUUGCUGGAAGAUUUCUCAGGGAGAUGGAGUCGACGAGGAUGGCAUUGCUCCCGUCAUGGCUAGGUCAAGAUGUUGCGGAUUUCAUGGCGAAAGCAAUGAAAUUCAUUGCAGACAUCGGAGGCUAUGUGCUUCCUGCUCGACUAUAG
Aspergillus welwitschiae is the source of this 888-nucleotide messenger RNA. RefSeq names its product short chain dehydrogenase/reductase. The transcript is spliced from 3 exons. NCBI's taxonomy places the organism in Eukaryota, Fungi, Ascomycota, Eurotiomycetes, Eurotiales, Aspergillaceae. Gene Ontology annotation, molecular function: oxidoreductase activity, acting on the CH-OH group of donors, NAD or NADP as acceptor. Gene Ontology annotation, cellular component: cytoplasm. Bases 1 to 888 code for a protein of 295 amino acids. The record is from RefSeq and is a predicted model, not a curated record.